This is a messenger RNA of Ectocarpus sp. CCAP 1310/34, 927 nucleotides long. The record is from the annotation of a GenBank genome assembly. NCBI's taxonomy places the organism in Eukaryota, Phaeophyceae, Ectocarpales, Ectocarpaceae.
AUGAACUGGGUCAAGUGCAACAUAAUCGAGGGUUUCUGCCCGUUGUCUCAUGGCGGGAAGGAGUGGGUGCGAGCGAGCUUGAAGCUGACUGCUCUCAACAACAAGGCCGUCAAGCAGGUGGUCGUCGACAUGUACGCCGCGACCGCUUCCCAGUACAAGAUGGAGAUGGCUGCCCAGAUCGGCGGCAUGCGGCUUCUGCACCUCAACCGCGACCUAUGGGUGGACAAGUUCUCGAGCUUGAAGUGCAUCGGUAUUCGGUUGUUCUACAUCGACCGGACCUGGGUGCUGAGGUCUCGCCUCAUCGCAGUUCGACAGUUCAACCCCACCAAGGAGCUGCUCGAGGACAAUCGCCUCUUGGCUCUUCUGCAGAAGUACCUCGAGAGCGUGCUCGAGGAGUACGGCCUCGACGUGUCACUUCUCUUCUCUGCGACGAGCGACGCCGGCAGCGACGCGUUCGGUACGCACGUGGAUCCGGCCAAGUCGAGGAGCCCCGUUGUACGCAAAGUGAUCGCGACGGUGAAAAUGGUUAUGGAGCACAUCCGAAAAUCUCCCAGAGCGAAGGUCAGUUUUGCCGUGGUGAUUGGCUGUGGGGUGACAAACGUCUUGGAGGCGGUCAUCGUCAACCGUGCAGCCAUAGAUGGCGUGUACACGACGGAAGGCAAGGACAGUCCUCUCACGUCCCUGACGGACGAGAUCGACGAGUUGUUCUCCAUCAUCAAGCCGGCCGCGCAAGUCAUCGUCAAGUGCCAGCAGACGUCUGUCCCUACCGUGCAACUUGCGGUGCUUGCCCUGGCGGCGCUCAAGCUCACUACGCUCAACGUCGACUCCCCUCUCGAGAUUUUGACCCCGGCGCGCAAGCUGGCUCAGGCCGGGACAAGCGGCAUUGGUGGCAGGGAGUGACCGGCCACCAGCACUCCCCUCGAGCAC